AACGCAGCCGAAUUUCGUGCAUCGUGUCCAGAGUAACUUUUCGCUGUAUUGUGUAAGUCUCUCCGUGCCUUCUCUCUCUCGCCUCUCGGUAUUCUACGCGGUCAGCUGUCCUUGCGUGUACGAGCGACCACCUCGAGGAAGAAGCCUUAGCCUCCGUAGACGGGUAAAGAUGGCAGCCACCAUGUGCUUGAGGAGUGUUCCGUCUCUGAGUUACAAGGCUCUGAGCAGGCCCUCGACCUCGACGUCCUCAGGGGCUAGCAGGAGGGCGUUCGUUCGCUGCGACGCAGGAUCGAACGGGAAGAACCCGCUGGGAGGGUUGAAGGAGUCAGUGGACAGGGCUACGAAGACUCCAAUCACCAAGGAAGACAUUCUUCAGAAUCAGGAGCAGAAUCAGUCUGAAAAGCAGUCAGUGUUCGGGGCCGUCCCUAACUCUGGCUCUUUCUACCCUCGCCCGGAGAUCGAGAGACGCCCCGAGACGGGCUCUAAGUCGUUUGGGAGCGUGUUCGCCUUCGACGGAGCUGCCCCUGAGACCAUCAAUGGUCGACUGGCUAUGAUGGGCUUUGUGUGGGCUCUCUGUGCCGAGAAACUUACGGGUUUGACCGUGAUGGAGCAAAUCUUCAAUCCGGCCACCUCCGGCCUCGUCUUCUUCGUCGCUGCUGUGCAGCUCUUCACCUAUGCCUCCAUGGUGCCCAUUAUGAAUGGUGAAUCUACGGAUGCCAGGAGCUGGGGUCCAUUCAAUGCUCGGGCUGAACGUUGGAAUGGGCGUCUCGCCAUGAUCGGCUUCGCCGCUUUGUUGAUUGACGAGAUGAUUCGCCAGGGACCUCUAAUCCAUUAAGUGCAACCGAGGCCUUCGACGGUCGUACCUCACAUGCUUCGGAAAUUAUAUGGCGGUUCUCGCUCGAUUCUCACUCUUGGUGGUGUAGCGGUGAUGUAUAGGUAUCACGAUGUGCGACGGGAUGUCCGAGUAUCUUUGAAGAAAUUCUUUGGGAGAGGCGUCAUUAGUGUAUUCAUAGUCAGUUUCAGAACAGAAUCUGUGAGAUAUCGUAGCUUAUUUCAGCUUGGAUUCUUAGGAGUUUAUGGUUCCUCCUUGUACAUCUUGUAAUGUGAAAUUUGACGACCAAACACUCGAAUAAAUUUUAUCAUCUAUCACUGAU
Messenger RNA from Marchantia polymorpha subsp. ruderalis, 1154 nucleotides. NCBI's taxonomy places the organism in Eukaryota, Viridiplantae, Streptophyta, Marchantiopsida, Marchantiales, Marchantiaceae. The record is from the annotation of a GenBank genome assembly.